AGCAAGCUGGCUGCCUCCAGCACCCUCGCGGCCACCACCCCUCCCCCUCUCCUCGACGAUGGCCCUCCGCGUCAGCGCGAUCAUCUGCGUCACAUCCUUUCUCCUAGGUCUCCUCUUCACCCACUGGACCGCCGACUCGCUCACGCUGUGGAAACAGCCCGUAACGGAUGCGCACCUGUGGACCGCCGCGUCCUACUACAACACCCUCACAAAAAUAUCCCCCUACACCGCCUCCUUCGUCUCUGCGGUCGUAGUCCUCGGCGCAGCAGCGCUCCUCUGGAGCCUCCGUGAUGGCGAGGCCGUCAAUCUCAUGUUCGACGGCGCGAGCACCUUCUUGUACGGCACCGCCAUAGCCGUGUAUCUGUACUCUGUAAUCCCCAAUCUAUCAACAAACUUCCCCGCCCUCCCUCCACACACCCUUGCCGACGCCGUCCCCCCCGCACUCCGAAUAAACAUCCUCGAGCUCGCGUCCUCCAACCUCAUCUGCAGCGUCGCGCUCACCGGCGUCCUCGCCCUCCAGGCCGGCCGCUGGUGGACUGAGCGCGCAGAGGAG
This is a messenger RNA of Heterobasidion irregulare TC 32-1, 553 nucleotides long. RefSeq lists its product as uncharacterized. The record is from RefSeq and is a predicted model, not a curated record. The transcript has 4 exons. Gene Ontology annotation, cellular component: endoplasmic reticulum membrane. Lineage: Eukaryota; Fungi; Basidiomycota; Agaricomycetes; Russulales; Bondarzewiaceae. Gene Ontology annotation, biological process: endoplasmic reticulum to Golgi vesicle-mediated transport. The annotation marks the transcript as partial.